GGUUACAUGGUCAGGGGCCGUCUGAAACUCGGGAAGCUCAGGCGUGGAACUGUGUAAUAACUCCCCUCCGGAAAUCCGUACCGGUUGUCGGAUCCUAACAUUCACCAUCCGGCCACGAAAUCAGGCGAGGGCACUCUUUCUCCAUGGGGCUCAUGUGAUUUAAUCUCGUAGAGCUAGGGUUACGUGGGGUUUAGCUAUUGUUGGAACGAUGGCGGCAGUUUCCAGAGAGAAAGUCGCCGGCCUUCUGAUCUCUUCCAAGCGCGCUGCAGCUAUUCCGUCGAAGUUGGGCUACCUGCGCCGGCUUAGGAAUGAGCUUUCCGGCGCCGACUCCAUCUUGCUUGCCGAGUUCUUCCCUCUUAUCACUGGCCUCGUAUCAGAUCGAUUUAGUCCAGCUCGCAAAUUCACAAUAGAAAUGCUAAGUCCUAUUGGAAUCAAAUACAUCGAAUUCCUUCCUGAAAUUGUGCCUUUAUUGAUCACAUCCCUGAAGGAUGACACACCUGCUGUUGCUCGACAGUCUAUUAUGUGUGGAAUUGAGAUAUUUCGUUCUCUUCUGUUCAAAGUUACACUUCAGGGCUUGUAUUCAAGCGAAUUGGAUGGUUCACUCGAAUCAGCUUGGGCGUGUGCACAGAAGUUCAUGGAUGAAAUAUAUGCUGUGGCAUUUCAGCCAGAAAUUGAUGGAAGAAGUUUACUGGCAAUAAAGUUUGUGGAAUCUGUCAUUCUUCUUUACACGCCCAAUCCGAAUGUCAGCUCAGAGCCACCUGCUAAUUUACGUGCUGACGGAAAUUUUGAAGACUUCAACAUAUCAUGGCUUCGUGGAGGUCAUCCAAUACUUAAUGUUGGAGAGUUAUCAGAUAAAGCCAGCAAUAGUUUGAGCUUACUACUUGAUCAGUUAAGGUUUUCAGCCAUGAAGUCACUAAGUCACUUGAUGUCCAUUGUGGUCAUCAAUAGCCUUUCAGCAAUUGCCACAAAAAGGCCAGCUUUUUAUGGUCGUAUUCUUCCAGUUUUAAUGGGCCUAGAUCCUUCAAAAUCUGACAUCAAUGGGAAGUAUGUUUCUGCGGUGCAUCAUUCUCUGAAGAAUGCAUUCCUAUCUUGCUUGAAUUGUACACAACCCGGUUCUGCCCCGUGGAGGGAUCGAUUAAUUGGAGCACUGAGAGGAAUGAGACCUGGAGGACAGACAGAUCAAGGUGCACACCAGGUUUCCCUGAGCCAUGGGAAUGCUCAGCUAAAGCAUGAGUUAUGUGACUCGGAGGAUGCCAAACCGUCAAUUAAAGCAGUGGAUACUGGUUCUAGCCCUGCUGGGAGAAAACGCUCAGGGAUUGAAUCUAAUGCUGAUUUGGUCGAUGUUGAUGAUGAGAUGUCUCGAAAACGUCCAAAACCAACUCCUGCUGUCACAGAAGUGAAAGGAGAAUAUAAUGUUCAACAGGAUAAAUGUUCUUCAAGUGAACCAACUACAUCUAGAACAGAUAGUGAUAGCAACGCUGUGAAGCAACUUGUUGCAAUGUUUGGUGCACUAGUUGCAAAGGGUGAAAAGGCUAUGCCAUCACUAGAAAUUCUUAUCUCGAGUAUAUCAUCAGACUUGCUGGCUGAAGUUGUGAUGGCCAACAUGCGAAAUGUCCCACCAAAUCGACCCAAUUCAGUAGUAGAAGAUGAACUUUUGGCGGCAGGAUCACAUUUUGGUGCUAGCACGAUUGGAACUGGCUUAAGACAAUUGUCUUCAUUGUUGACUGAUAUCUUUUUACAGCCCAGCGCAUUGCAACUGAAUGAUAGUGCUGUUGAUGCUCAAUUAUCUUGUGAGCUUGAGCAAUCUGGACCGGAGGAGCAACAUUUGAAUAUUCCUCAGUGUAAGGCUGCAUCUGAUUCCCAAGACUAUGGAAGCAAUCAAGUUCAAAAACCUGUUUCUAUUUGUGAAGGCAGUCCUUCAGCAAUGGAGAACAUUUCAGUGAUUGCAUCUGAAGUUGCUGACAUUGGGAAUAUGAAGAAUCCAAUACCUGGUGUAGAUUCUCUUUCCCAGAGUGAUGGAUUAGCAGGCAUAGUUGUUCCUUUGCCAGCUUCUACUGACCUUGAUGAGGUCAAUCAAAAGCUUGUUUCCGGUCUAACUAGGCCACAGUUAGAAGUACUUCCAUCAUUUUCGACUGAUAGAUCUGAGGAACUUAGUCCUAAAGCAGCAGUGACAGAUGCUACCAGCACCCACUCAUCAACAGCAACCUCUGUCGGGCAGUCUCCACAGUUGGUGCUUCCAAAGAUGUCUGCACCUGUUGUGCGUCUGCCUGAUGAACAAAGAGACAAUAUACAGAAGUCAUGUUUGAUGCGCAUCAUUGAUGCUUACAAGCAAGUAGCAGUUGCAGGAGGCUCUCAUGCUCGUUUGUCUGUUCUUGCUCAUUUAACAGUUAAGCUUCCCUCAGAUCUAGAUGCAUGGAAAAUGCUGCAAGUGUACAUUUUGUCAGAUUAUGUGAACCACGAGGGGCACGAGUUGACGUUACGUGUGCUCUACAGGUUAUAUGGCCAAGCAAAAGAAGACCAGGACUUUUUUUCUUCAACAGCUGCAGAGUCUGCAUAUGAAAUGUUCCUUCUAACAGUGGCAGAAACACUUAGGGAUUCAUUCCCAGCCUCUGAUAAAUCUUUAAGUAGAUUGCUUGGUGAUGCUCCACAUCUACCAAACUCUCUCUUUAAAUUGUUAGAGUGUUUGUGCUGUCCUGGUAGUAACGAAAGUAAUGACAAGGAGUUAUAUAGUGGAGAUCGAGUAACACAAGGCCUCAGUGCUGUAUGGAGCCUAAUUUUACUGAGACCAUCAAUUCGGAGCACAUCACUUAGUAUUGCUCUACAGAGUACUACACAUCACCUAGAAGAAGUGCGUAUGAAGGCUAUACGACUGGUUGCAAACAGGCUUUAUCCUUUACCGUCCAUCUCUCAACAAAUAGAAACUUUUGCAAGUGAAACACUAUUAUCAGUCAUAAACGUCAAUCAUAAAACAAGUUCAAAUGAUGAGCAGUCUAAUACUGACAUGCAACAGGAUUCUAAUUUGGUGGAUAGAAGUGUGAAUGAACAGACAUCUACUUGUUCCGCCUCCAAAGAAAUAUCCCCUGACACGCAUCAGUCACCCCCUUCUGAAAAUUUCCCUUCAGUAGCUGAAGUACAGCGUUACAUGUCACUGUAUUUUGCACUGUGUACAAAGAAGCACAUCCUUUUUCGGCAAAUAUUCAUCAUUUAUAGAAGUGGAUCCAAGGCAAUCAAGCAGGCAGUUGAUGCUCAAAUCCCAAUGUUGGUCCGGACUAUUGGCUCAUCACCUGAGCUUCUUCAAAUCCUAUCUGAUCCACCAUCUGGAAGUGAGGCACUCUUGAUUCAGGUUCUUCGUACAUUGACUGAGGGGAUCAUCCCUUCUCGUGAGCUAAUAGUUUUAGUCAGGCAGUUGCAUGAGACAAAAGUGAAGGAUGUAGAAAUUCUUCUUCCAGUGCUGCCAUUCAUGUCAAAGGAGGAGGUCCUGCUGAUUUUCCCUAAUCUUGUCAAUGCACCACUAGUUAAAUUCCAAGCAGCUCUUUCUUGCCUUCUGGAGGGGUCACCUCGUGCUGGCCCAGUGCUAACCCCGUCAGAGGCUUUAAUUGCUAUUCAUGGAAUCCAUCCUGAUAGAGAUAACAUCCCCUUGAAGAAGGCAACGGAUGCUUGUAAUGCUUGCUUUGACCAGCCACAGAUCUUUACCCAGCAAGUUGUUGCAAAAGUAUUGAAUCAAUUGGUUGAACAAAUUCCUCCUCCGUUAUUAUUUAUGAGAACAGUAUUACAGGCUGUUGGAGCUUUCCCUUCUCUGGUUGACUUUAUAAUGGAGAUUCUCUCUCGCCUUGUAAGCAAACAGAUAUGGAAAUACCCGAAAUUAUGGGUAGGAUUUGUGAAAUGUGCCCAGCUGACGAAACCACAAUCUUUCGGGGUUCUGCUUCAGCUGCCUGCUGCGCAACUGGAGAAUGCAUUAAACAAAGUUGGUGCGCUGAGGGGAAGUUUAGUGGCACACGCUAGCCAGCCGCACAUAAAAGCGUCGCUCCCAAGGUCAGUACAGGUGGUUCUUGGAAUUGCAUCCGAUUCUCAAGGUUCAAGUCAGGCUCAACCGCCACCUCAGCAGCCUCCAACUGACGCUAAUAAAGAGGCAGUGGCAGAAUCAUCUGCCGCCGCAAGUUAGAUACACACACACACACAUGUGUGUGUGUGUGUGUAUCGGGGCUGGUGGGUAUGCUUUAGAUUCUCAUUGAAAAGCUCUGCUACUAAUUGUGAUUGAUCUUUGGUUCUUAAAAGUACUUGUAUGUUAUGAUUGAGAAAAGAAAAACAACAAAAAGAACCCCUCCCUCUCUCUUUAUAUAUGUAUAUGCUUCUAUAGUUCUUUUCAUUCAAAUGCGAGUUGUGGUGAAGUGAGAAUUUGGUUUGGUAUUCUUAAUUUCUGAUAACAACCACAUUACCCCCAUUG
Molecule: messenger RNA, 4444 nt
Organism: Cuscuta campestris
Lineage: Eukaryota; Viridiplantae; Streptophyta; Magnoliopsida; Solanales; Convolvulaceae
Source: the annotation of a GenBank genome assembly